Centruroides sculpturatus (bark scorpion) is the source of this 2935-nucleotide messenger RNA. Its product is annotated as testis-expressed protein 11-like. Bases 31 to 2787 code for a protein of 918 amino acids. Gene Ontology annotation, molecular function: protein binding. Gene Ontology annotation, biological process: meiotic cell cycle. NCBI's taxonomy places the organism in Eukaryota, Metazoa, Arthropoda, Arachnida, Scorpiones, Buthidae. The record is from RefSeq and is a predicted model, not a curated record. The transcript is spliced from 9 exons.
UAUUAACAGACGAUUUCUGUAUUAACAUAAAUGAUGCAGUCAGAUAAAGACGAAAUCUUUUUAAUUCAAGCUGAAGAUUGUAUUGAUGAACUUAUGAAUGAAUUAGACAAUGUUUUAUGUUUAUUAGAGAAUUCGAUAGAUGAUACUUGUGAAAAUAUUGAUGCACAAAUAAUGGAAACCUCAUUACAUUCUUUAAGAGAUAUAUCAAAUUGCUUAUUAAAGAAUGUUAACCUUGAUUGUGACAAAUUCACUGAAAGAAUAAAAAACUAUCUUCAUAAAUUAAACAAACUUGUGCAUAAUAAACUAAAUGCUAGAAAAUUCGAUCAAUCAAAUGCUCUUAUAUACGAAAUAUUUUCCAGAUUUUUAUUAUUGAAUUUGAAUAUGAACAAUGAUUUUAAUUUAUCAUUUAAGAUAAAAAAUUUAAUUAUUGUGAUGAAAUUAUUAUUGAAAGCUUCUCGAGUCUGGAUGAUCAAUAAAAAUCCAUUGGAUGCAAAACAAACUCUCGACUUUUUACAGCUGUGUUUGAAUAUGUUUCAGGAAAUAAUUAAAAAUGGAAAUUUGUCUAAUAAUUAUAGGAUGGAUUUAGAAAAAUAUAAAACAAUAAAUAUGUUAUAUCGUUUGGAAUUAUCUGUUAAUGCAGGAGAAAACGAAAAGGGUAGCAACUAUUUUUCUGAAAUUAAAGAAAUUGUUUAUAACUUUCCUCUCCUCCAAAAUUAUUUGACUGAUCUUUGUUAUAAUAAUGGAGUCAAAUGCUUUGAAGAAGAAAAUUACGAAUGGAGUGUUUUUUGGUUGAGAGAAUCUUAUGGGAUGAGGAGAAAAGGAGAAGUGCAAUCAUCCCAAUCAUCUCAAACGUUAAAAUUAUUAGCAAAUGCUUAUAUUAAAUGGGAUGCUGAACGUUAUUGGCAAAAAGCUCUUCAUGCUAUUGAACUCGUAGAUACUCAAGGUAAACAAUUAGAAUGCUUUCUGGAUAGGUUAUAUAUUAUUCUUCGUAGUGGGAAGCCCUCAUAUAUCGAAGAAUUUGUUAAUAAAUUGUUAGAUUCAUUCACCUUUAAUUGUAACGCAAUACAAUUCGCAGAAAUGUUAUUGAAAUUUGGUUAUGUCCAAUUGGCAUUAAAAUUUAUUCCAAAUUUUAAAGAUGUAAAACAAUCAGAGAUUAAAAGAUUCUUAACUUUAAAAUUAAAUUUAUAUUUUGAACAAAGAAAUUUUAAAGAAGCUAAAAACGUUAUAAAGCAAUAUUUAAAUAAGCUUAAAUCGUUAUCUGAUCCUGAAUCUGAUCAAAAUGUAUUUCUCUUUGCAAUGGAAAUUGGCACAGGGUAUUUUAAAGAAAAAUUAUAUGAGGAUGCUGUACAAUGCUAUCAAUGUUGCUUAUUGAUAUACGAAGAGCUUACAAAUACUAAUAAUCACCACAAUGUUCAAGACCAUAUGAACUGGUUGAAACGGCAAUUGUCCUUCAGUUAUAUAGAAGCUGGAUUGGUUGAUAAAGCAAAAGAACUACUCGACGAUACAGAAUUUAUCAAAAAUGGAGACGUUUUAAGUAUGCUCUUAGCUUUAAAAAUAGGCAUUCUUUCUAAAGAUAAGAAAUUAAUUGAAGAAACAGUAAAUGUUAUUGUUUUGAAGAUAAAUAAUCAGAAGACAUGUAUUAAUGAUGCAGUGUCGACUGCACUUGUCCAUUUAGUAAUGAAAUAUUACCGUCUUGCUCUAGAAAAUAAUGGUGUUGAAUUUAAUAUUCAAAUUUUUGACAAAUUAUAUGAUAAUAUUCUUGGAAAUUAUCCAAUAAAAUUAAAACUUCUGCAAUGUUCUAUUCAAGUUCAAAUUUCACACGGAGAAGAAAAUUUAGAUUUUAACAAAAUUCUAUCGGACGUAGAAAAAAGCGAAGAAUGUCUUCAAGCAAUACAAGAUGAUCAAGAAAUAGAAGAUAAAUGCGUUUGGUUUUCUAAGAUAUGUUGGAAUAUGGCUAUUCAGGAGAAUGUACCUCAAUUUUAUGUAUAUCGAUUAUUUAGUAUGGGCUGGAAAAUAAUGAAUAUUUUAAAGGAAGUUAAUGUGGAUGUUAUUACAAGAAGGAAUAAUUUCUUAUUGUUAGCCGUCGCUUCUGGAUUAUAUAUGUUCCGAAGUGAAAACGAAACCAAUUUGAAUAGUCUAAGUGAAAUGAUUUUCAUGAUUGAUCAGUACAAGAAGAGUAACAAUUUAACUGGAAACGUUGAGCAUGACAACACUUUUAUUCAAAUACUAUUACUGUAUGAAUUUGAAAUCAGAAUCAAAUUAAAAAGUCCAACCUUGCAAAAUUGUUUUGAAUGUAUGUCGAAUAUGACACAGCUUGAUGCAAAAUUUUUCGAAUUAAUAUCAAGUUUAUCCAUGGAACACAAUUUAUUAUACUAUAGAAUUACUAUUAAUGCAUUAAAAUUAGCAAUCACGAAGAAUCUGAAAAAUGAAUGUAUAGAUGUGAUGCAACUGAGUCGCAAUUAUCACAGCUUAAUUCAUGUUAUGUUAAAAGUAUUGAACAGUGGAAAAACAGAUAUAUAUAAAGAAACAUUGUCGUGUUUGACAGAAUUACUACGAAUUAUUCAAACUAAAUUGAAUAAGCAGUAUCCUGAAAUAGAGUUGGUGUGGGUAAUGGUAGAAUGCUGGAAUUGUGGCAUUUAUUUUCUGAUGAGAAACAACACAGAAAAUGCAUAUGAAUGGUGCAAUUUAUCGUUAAAAUUUUUACAAUAUUUAAAUGCCUUAAAAUCUGUUCAUGAAGAUAAAAUGAGAAAAAUGUUUAAAGAGUUGUUUUGUUCAUAUUUAAAAUGAAUUUGCCCAGAUUUUAAUAAGAAAUUCAUUUUAAAGUUCAUAUUGUUUAUAUUUAAGAUAGAAUUACUCUUUUAUUUAUUUUUUUCUAGAAAAUAGCAAUUCGCUUAAGAUUGUAUUACUCAAAUACUUAUUAACAAGAAUUUAAAGU